AUGAGGUUUAUCUUGCCGACGCGCGCGGGGCCGAAACGCACAGGCGCAGGGGCGCGGCGAGGAGCGCUCGAGGGCGCGCACUGGGCGGCCCGGCCCGAGGAGCGGCGCGCGGCGCGCACCGUGGGCUGCUGACCUUCCCAGGCCGCUGCAGGACAGAGACGUGUGCCCGCGCCUCAGAAGGGCUGGGAAGAGGGAUUCAAGGCUGAUGUCGACGUGGCUCAUUCCGGGGAGAAUUUCAGACCCCAGACUGAAGCUAUGCUGCCCAAGGAUAGUGUGGGCAGCCCUGGAAUCCUGGAUGAGCAGGCCCAGUUGGGAAGCUUACCUGGAACCAUUCCAGAAAGUUCCCCAUUUCCUAGUGAAAGAAACAGAAGAAUAAAUUCAGACCUAGUGAUCAGUGGAUUAAUCCAUAAACCCCAACCCUUAGAGAAUCGAGAGCAACAAAAGUCAUCAGACAUCCUAGAGGAGUUAAUUGUUCAAGGAAUAAUACAAAGCCACAGCAAAGUAUUUAGAAAUGGAGAAUCAUAUGAUGUCACCAUAAGCAUGACUGAGAAGCUGCUGAGAAAGCCACCAGCCAGGCUGAAAAAACUUAAAAUCAAAAAGGAAAUAAAAGAUUUCCUGAUGAAGGACAUAGAAGAGAACAUGCAGGCAGUGGAGGAGUGCAGGAAGACUAAAGAAGAAGAAAUAAGACAAAGGCUGCGGAGUGACCGACUUCUGCCAUCUUCAGAUUCAGCUGAAGCGGGUGGGAAGGAGGCUCCGUUUGCCGAAGGACUUAAAACCGUGAGUUGUGCUGCGUUUGAACCCUCUGACCUGCCGGAUGGAAAGCUGUUGAAAUGA
Messenger RNA from Lipotes vexillifer (Yangtze River dolphin), 834 nucleotides. RefSeq names its product stathmin domain containing 1 (gene STMND1). Gene Ontology annotation, biological process: regulation of microtubule polymerization or depolymerization. Lineage: Eukaryota; Metazoa; Chordata; Mammalia; Artiodactyla; Lipotidae. The record is from RefSeq and is a predicted model, not a curated record.